Physcomitrium patens is the source of this 2867-nucleotide messenger RNA. Its product is annotated as glutamine-dependent NAD(+) synthetase. Gene Ontology annotation, cellular component: cytoplasm. NCBI's taxonomy places the organism in Eukaryota, Viridiplantae, Streptophyta, Bryopsida, Funariales, Funariaceae. Gene Ontology annotation, biological process: NAD+ biosynthetic process. Gene Ontology annotation, molecular function: NAD+ synthase (glutamine-hydrolyzing) activity; glutaminase activity; ATP binding. The record is from RefSeq and is a predicted model, not a curated record.
AUGAAAUUGGGUGGGCAGAGCAACGGAGGAAUUAUUUGUUUGUUUGUUUGUUGGUUUGUUUCGGGCUUGCGAGCUUGUGAACAGUUUUGUUUUGUUGAUUGUUUUUGUGAGUUCGGUGGGUUGUGGCGCGUCGGGAAGAUGAGGGUGGUGAAGUUGGCGACAUGUAGUCUGAAUCAAUGGGCGAUGGAUUUCGAGGGCAACUUGGCCCGGACCAAGCAAUCCAUCCGGGAAGCUCGCAAUGCGGGCGCAACGUUCCGGGUAGGGCCCGAGCUGGAGCUGUGCGGCUAUGGCUGUGAGGAUCAUUUCCUGGAGGGCGACACGCUGAAACAUUCAUGGGAAUGUAUGGCCGAGAUAUUGGCUUCGGACCUCACCAAUGGAAUUGUGUGCGACAUCGGUUUACCAGUUGAAGAAUGUGGAGUGCGCUAUAACUGCAGAGCCUACUGCCUUGAUGGCCAAAUCCUACUUGUAAGACCAAAGCUUUACCUAGCCAAUGAUGGAAACUACCGUGAACUUCGUUGGUUUUCUUCCUGGAAACGGCUCCGUGAGUUGGAGACUUAUCAACUUCCGGAGUGCAUCAGGGAAGUCACUGGGCAGGAAACUGUUCCUUUUGGUGAUGGCUACCUUUCAUUUGAGGAUACAGGUGUGGCCUCAGAAACAUGUGAAGAACUAUUCACACCUUCGGCACCUCACAUUGGCUUGUCCUUGGGUGGAGUUGAAAUUAUUGCUAAUGGAAGCGGCAGUCAUCACCAGCUGCGCAAGCUGAACACAAGGAUAGAGUUGAUGCAGAGUGCAACUAGUAAAUGUGGUGGUGUCUACAUGUAUGCUAAUCAACAAGGAUGCGACGGGGGUCGUCUAUACUAUGAUGGAUGCGCGUGCAUAAUGGUUAACGGAGAUGUGGUUGCACAAGGUUCGCAGUUUUCUAUGAAAGAUGUUGAGGUUGUUACGGCAUGUGUGGACUUGGACGCCGUUUCAAGUUUUAGGGGUACAAUAAGCAGUUUAAGGGAACAGGCCAGUCAAGAACCUCGAACUCCGUCGAUUGCAGUGAAGUUCAAACUCUCACGACCCAUGAAUAUGGCGAACCACUUUCCUUCACUUCCCAUCAAGGUGCGCUACCAUGAUCCUUACGAGGAAAUAGCUCUUGGUCCAGCUUGCUGGCUUUGGGAUUACCUACGCCGCAGUGGAGCCACUGGGUAUUUGUUACCCCUUUCAGGGGGCGCUGACAGCUCAUCGGUAGCUGCUAUUGUUGGUUGUAUGUGUCAGCUUGUUGUCAAAGCGGUGAGGGAAGGUGACAAGCAGGUCAUUGCAGAUGCUAUUCGCAUGGGCAAUUAUCGAAACGACGAAGUACCUGAAUCUGCUGAUGAAUUUGCUCAACGCCUCCUUCACACAGUGUACAUGGGAACUGAGAAUAGCUCACAUGCAACUCGAGAUCGAGCGAAACGAUUAGCGGGUGAAAUUGGUGCUUCACAUUUAAAUGUCAACAUUGAUGUGGUAGUGAAAGCCUUGCUCACCCUAUUUGAAUCAGUAUUCCCUGGCAGGAAACUAAGAUACAAGGUGCAUGGUGGAACACAGACAGAGAAUCUUGCGUUGCAGAAUAUUCAAGCGCGCAUUCGUAUGGUGAUUGCAUUUAUGUUAGCCUCUCUUAUGCCAUGGGUGCGGAGCAAGCCCGGAUUUCUGCUUGUACUUGGAAGCGCAAAUGUCGAUGAAGGUCUUCGAGGCUAUCUCACUAAGUAUGAUUGCAGUUCGGCUGAUAUAAACCCAAUUGGAGGUAUUAGCAAAGGAGAUAUUCGAGCAUUUUUACGUUGGGGUGCCUUGAACCUUGGAUACGGAACUUUAGCCGAAGUUGAAGGCGCACCACCGACAGCAGAAUUGGAGCCGAUCACUGUGAAGUAUACACAGACUGAUGAGAUCGAUAUGGGCAUGACCUAUGAGGAGCUGGGCAUGUAUGGGCGACUGAGAAAGAUCUUUCGUUGCGGUCCUGUAUCUAUGUUCGAGAACUUGUGUAUACGGUGGCAUGGACGUCUUACACCCGCAGAAGUGGCACAGAAAGUGAAGGACUUUUUCAAGUACUACUCCAUUAAUCGACACAAGAUGACAACCCUGACACCGUCUUACCAUGCAGAGAACUAUUCUCCCGAGGACAAUAGAUACGACCUGCGACAGUUCCUUUACAACACCCGCUGGCCAUGGCAGUUUCGGCGUAUAGAUCAGCUUGUGGACAAGUAUGAAACCAGUAUGCCGGAACCACUGACGGAAUUUAGGCAGCAUAUGCAGCCUACUGCGGCUGAAGCUGCUGCUCCCAACUCUACCGGCCUGGGUGUCCCUGCAGCGUCCUCUGGCAUCCGUCGUGAUUCUAAGGGUUUGCCUGCGGAGCCGGUCCAGACAAGACGAAUCAAUACUGAAGCUAUUCUAUCAGGCUGUGGAGUCAAUCCUCGAAAAAAUAUGACAAAACUUUCGUUGCAGAGGUUCAAAGCCAUCACAAAUCGUAACAAUCUUGUGAAAAUCAGGGCGCCUUACGCUCAGAUCCAUGGUCCUACAGCAUUUCAUCAUUUGGGGAUUAAAAUGUGGCCCCCAAGGAUAUCAGUAGCAAUCCUUUGAUUUUUUUUCUUUUACAGCCUGCAUUCUUAGGUGAAGCAGAAUACUCUUCUCGUUUUGACACCUUAAAAGUCAAAGGCCAAGUUGAAGAGUUAGUGUCAGUAUUGAUAACUUACAUUUCAUGGCAGAUAUUGAAUUGAACUCACUCGCGAAUCAACUGUGUGUUGUGUCUACGGACAAUGUGUAUGAAGUCUUCGGGAAGGAAACAAACAAUGCCUCCUUUGUUAUUUCUUCCUUCAUUGAUAAUUAUAUAUGAGAUUCGAUCGUACACUAAA